GAGCAGAGCUAUAAGGUCUGUGGAGUCAGAUAAGAAUGCUUAUACACAUUAUUGAGAUUCAACAAGCACUGGUAAAGAGUUUAUGCAUCCUAAUGAAGUUAAGAUUUUGAAUAAGAUAAAAGCCAGAUAAGUUUCUUUGUUUGAAGACACUGAUAUUUCCAUCAGCUCGUUGCUUCAGAGCCAUGGUGUCUGUUGGGGCUACUCCUAGCCUGAAUUUGAUGGAGGGCUUGACUGGGGUCUAUUUGGACCUGUCUAUGUUGAACUUUUUAUAAAUCCAAGUUUCAAAUGAUGAAGUCUUACAUUUGGCUUCAAACUGCCGAUGGUUCAGUUCAACAAGUAGAAGAAGAGGUUGCUGUGUUUUGCCCUAUGAUAUGCCGGGAAGUAAUUCAGACAGGCAUGGGAUCUUCCAAAAACUAUGCUAUAUCACUUCCACAACGAGUCAAUCCUGCUAUCUUGGGCUUAGUUCUUGAUUACUGUCGAUUUCACCAUGUACCAGGUCGUUCUAAUAAGGAAUGCAAAAAUUUUGACGAGAAGUUUAUUCGGAUGGAUACGAAAAGGUUAUGUGAGUUGACGUCUGCAGCUGAUAGCCUCCAAUUGAAACCUUUAGUUGAUAUCACAAGCCGAGCACUUGCUCGAAUUAUUGAAGGAAAAACUCCUGAGGAGAUACGUGAAACAUUUCAUUUACCUGAUGACCUAACAGAGGAGGAGAAGUUAGAGCCCCUGAGAAACAUCACUGAUGAUCCACGUAUCCGGCUUUUGAAUCGAUUGUAUGCAAGAAAGAGGAAAGAAUUAAAAGAGAGAGAGAAGUUAAAGAAUGUCGAAACUGUGGAGGAGCAGUUGGAUGACCGCUCAGUUGAUGAUCUCUUGUCAUUUAUAAAUGGUGGAGAUGGAGAUACAAAGGUGGCCAGAACCAACAGGAGUAAAAAGAAAAAUCGGAGGAGAAAAGAUCAAUCAAAGGUGUUGCACGAUCUUUCUUCUGCUUGCCAUGUUGGUGAGGUUAGCAAUGGUUUGUUGGCAUCUUCCAGUACAUGUUCAAAAUUGCAAGAUUCUGCAGUUACGAGUUUUUCCCCAAACGUCGAGUUUGAUGAUGGUGAUAUUGAUGAUGAUAUAGAUCCUGCUAUGAAGGAAGAACUCGACAGGGAAGUGGAGGAUUUUGCACGAAGAUUGAAUUCAGAUUGGCCAGAAAGAAUGCAAGAAAUUUUAUCUUUGGGCCAAGAAAGAAGGCUGAUGCCUAUAUGCAUGGGUAAAUAUAUGAGUGUAGACCAGAGAUAAUGAAAUGGUAGAUAACUCGUUUCUACCAUUGGUCAGCAGCUUGGGUGUUUUGGAGCAGAUGGCGAUGUGGAGGUUGUUGCUGUCAAAGGCUAGAAGAGUUCACAUUUUUCCGUGUGUACAUCAUGUGAGUAUUUUUGUUCGUUCUGCGAUUACCCAAAUGCAAUCUCUUUCCAUAGGUGUAUUGUAUUGUGGAAAAAGAAGAAAGGGAAAAAUAAGAUUAAUGGAAAAUAUAGUUGGUAAUCUAGCAUGAUCUGUUUAUUUUGUUUUAACGUUAUUUGUUGUAUCAGGUGGUUUGUAAUUUUCUGCAAUUGCCGUUGGGUGGUUCAUGUAGUAUGUACUUCUUUAGAAUAUGUCAAUUUCAUUAUAUUUAUUUAAAUUAUUAUACCUUUGAGGCCCUUCUAGCCUCUGUGUUAAUGGAAAAUUAAGUAGUUAUACAAAGAGUGCAAUAUAAUGUUUUCGGGUAAGUAUUCAUAAA
Carya illinoinensis is the source of this 1747-nucleotide messenger RNA. Its product is annotated as SKP1-like protein 21. The coding region runs from base 286 to 1272 and encodes 328 amino acids. NCBI's taxonomy places the organism in Eukaryota, Viridiplantae, Streptophyta, Magnoliopsida, Fagales, Juglandaceae. The record is from RefSeq and is a predicted model, not a curated record. Gene Ontology annotation, biological process: SCF-dependent proteasomal ubiquitin-dependent protein catabolic process. Gene Ontology annotation, molecular function: cullin family protein binding. Gene Ontology annotation, cellular component: nucleus; cytoplasm. The transcript has 10 exons.